Exophiala mesophila is the source of this 2592-nucleotide messenger RNA. RefSeq lists its product as uncharacterized. Gene Ontology annotation, biological process: endocytosis; plasma membrane tubulation; actin cortical patch localization. Gene Ontology annotation, cellular component: actin cortical patch; mating projection tip; medial cortex. Gene Ontology annotation, molecular function: lipid binding; protein binding. Bases 466 to 1866 code for a protein of 466 amino acids. The transcript has 2 exons. NCBI's taxonomy places the organism in Eukaryota, Fungi, Ascomycota, Eurotiomycetes, Chaetothyriales, Herpotrichiellaceae. The record is from RefSeq and is a predicted model, not a curated record.
CAACCUCCUAUCUUCUACUUACUCCGUAUAGGCCUGCUAACUAAGUUAGGGUCAAGACACGACUUGAGUCUUGUAUGGCCUCUACCCUGGUUGAUCAAACAACCAAGCAUUCAAAGCACGCAUUCAGUUGAUUUACUCGUCUUGUCGCUCGAUACUUUCUCACUUAAUUCCAAUCCCCCUUCAAUUCUUUAAUUAGACUGCUGGUCAGUUGAUCUGCCUUCCAACUUUAUUCUCUCGAUCUCGACGACACCAAUCCCUCCCUCGUUCAAAUCAUUUCGGUCCCCUCCUCAAGAAUUCAUUCUUCCCAACCCUCGUUGACUCGACUCACCAGCAAUCAGCCCCUGCAUUCUCGGACGCUCCCCGAUCUCGUCAAUCUGGCUGCCCUGACUCCUCUCUCUCAGCAAGGGACAACUUGGCCCUUGUUGUGGAGAUAGCCUCUGAUUCACCAGCACCACCACCGUCAUCAUGCAAAGUGUUCAGCGCCAUUUUGGCAGGUACAUGAAGAGAAGUGCAGAUGAACACAACGUUGCAGUCCUCCUCAAAGAUUUCGAGGAUGCCGAACGCUUAUUAACAAAGAUUAUCGAUGCCUCAAAAGCAUGGCGUGAGUCGUGGAUCGCCAUCCUUACUCAUCAACACCGAAUCUUCGAGGAAUUCGAGACCAUUUAUGCUCCCAUCAUUGGAGCUGGCGAUGACUACCAUGGCCAUAUACCACAAGACACUCCAGAUCACUUGGUUCGCAGAACCAACAGGAUAAAGGCCGAUUAUGAAGAGUUGAAGAAAGACCUCACUCAAGACCUCACCCAAGUUGAAGAUCAAGUCAUCCGUCCCGCUCAGACCGCUAGAGAUCAUCUUCUGUCCAUGAAAAAGACAAUCAGAAAGCGAGAAGACAAGAAGCUCGACUUUGAGAGAUAUCAAUCCAGAGUCGACUCGGCCUCGAAGAAGACAAAACGCUCCGAGAGGGAAACGGCUGCCCUUGCAAAGGCCCAGUCCGACCUAUCCACCGCCACCGACGCUUACCAUGCUGCCGAUCACCAUCUACUUGCCUGCCUCCCCCCCUUACUGACCUCCAUCUUCUCCCUAACGCCCCAUUUCCUGGCAUCCCAGAUCAGUAUUCAAAAUGCCCUGCUUGGCCACUAUUACACCAUGUUGCAUGCAUUUUGUUCUGAAGAGGGUUUCCCCUCCCCCAGCCCUCCGAUGGAUGAGGUUAUUCGAAUCUGGGAUGACUCGUUCAAACCCAUUCAACACGAAGCUGAAGCGCUGUUGUUACUUGCUCACGGGAAAGCGAUCAGAUUACCAAUGGGGCUGGAACCGCCUCAAAACGGCCACGCUCAUCUUAAUGGACACCGACGUCCAAGUGCCACUUCGGCUUUCAGUCGAACGCAGUCAGUCUCUCCCGCCAGAGCGCUUCCGCCCCCUUCGCCGCAGUAUGAACUGAAACCCAAAAUCUCUUCUUCACCUGGCGGACUAGCCAUUCCUGGACCUCAGACCCCUGCCGAACCUGUCCACAGCCCCUCUCCUUCUCACUCGGCCUAUCAGACUCCAAUGUCCAGUUAUGCACCAGCAGGUCCCAACAGCGACUAUUUCUCGCGCGAUCGUCAGCCUUCCUCGACGUCGUUAUCAUCCAUUACCUCAGGCUUACUCCAGAAGAAGAGACCGCCCCCACCACCUCCUCCUCCAAGGCUCCCAUCUCAGCAAGCUCUUUUUGUUACUGCGUUGUACGACUUUGACGGACAAAGCGAUGGUGAUUUGGCUUUUAAAGAAGGAGACAAGAUUAGGGUUUUGAAGAAGACCGACAGCACGGACGAUUGGUGGCAAGGCGAGUUAAGGGGUGCCAAGGGGCCAUUCCCAGCCAAUUAUUGUCAAUGACAUGCCCAAGAUGAAAGUCCAAAACAGCAGGCCAAUCUGAGGUCUUUGAAAUACCAUGAAGCGAAACAGACUCGAGAACACCAUUCUCCGGGCCAAUACGUAAGCGCAUAACAAGGACCAUUAUCUCCUUACCCAUUUGCAGGGCAGGGCAGGGCAGCGUUGGCAACAGAGGCCUCGCGCAUUGACGCCAGUCUGUAUCGAACCUCGAUAGUCUCACCGGACAAAGUCACGACAUGACCAAAGAGUGGUAUACAAGGCUCAUAAAUGUUCCACAGUCUGGACUAGCGCUGAAAUGGAUAAUAUGGUGUCAAGAGACAGCAGGGUGUACCCCCACAAAAGGAAAUAUGGGCCAUGAGAUGGAUGAUCUUUACCCCUAAGAAUUGAUACGAGUCUGACGAACACAGUUUUCUGCAAAAACGAUUGAGGAUGACAGAUAGUGGCAUCAAGAAGUCAAAGACAUACGAGAGGACUGGAGACACAUUUUGCGACGGUGUGCAUAUUCGUGGACUGAAUGCUGGGAUGGAAAUGAUUCCGCAUUCCGCCCAACUCUCGAGGUCUUGGGGGCUCAGAGUGAAGGGCUUUGAAAACUCGUAGUUAUAAUCGUCUGAUUAAACUUGUCCCAGGUUGUGUGAAUAGAAUACAGACCAAUGAGAUGAUCUCUGAGCUACUUAGCCUGUGUGGAUUUCGGAUUUUCCCCCAAACUGGGAUAGGAUAGGCUGUCAUGGC